Messenger RNA from Colletotrichum higginsianum IMI 349063, 471 nucleotides. RefSeq lists its product as uncharacterized. The transcript is spliced from 3 exons. The record is from RefSeq and is a predicted model, not a curated record. The coding region runs from base 1 to 471 and encodes 156 amino acids. Lineage: Eukaryota; Fungi; Ascomycota; Sordariomycetes; Glomerellales; Glomerellaceae. Gene Ontology annotation, cellular component: membrane.
AUGGGUCUUAUUCUUCCUCUCCGAAUUGUCCAGGGCGUUCUGGCAUUGGUGAUUCUGGGUCUCUCGGCCUUUGUCGCAAACUGGUACAACAUGGACACGAUGACAUCGUCCCCGUCCCAGAUCAAUUUCCUGGUGUUUGUCCCGCUCUGGUCCUUCAUCUCGAUCGCCUACCUCGAGCUGGUCCCCAGAUUUGCUCCCAGAGCUUCCCACCCCUGGGCUGCUGUCGGCUUUGAGGCGCUCAACGUGCUCUUCUACUUCGCCGGCUUCAUCGCCCUCGCCGUCUUCCUCAGCAAGCUCCUCUUCUGCCGCGGCUCCGUAUGCGCCGCCGCCCGCGCCGACACGGUCCUCGCGGCGCUCCAGUUUGCCCUCUGGACCGGGACCGCACUGCUCAUGGCCAAGGACGUCUUCAAGACGGGGUUCCGCAAGCCAACCGCCGCUGGCCCCCCUCCUCAAAUGAAGGAGUCCGCGUAA